Molecule: messenger RNA, 4318 nt
Organism: Megalobrama amblycephala (Wuchang bream)
Lineage: Eukaryota; Metazoa; Chordata; Actinopteri; Cypriniformes; Xenocyprididae
Product: adhesion G protein-coupled receptor E3-like
Exons: 21
Coding region: 85-2400 (771 amino acids)
Biological process (GO): adenylate cyclase-activating G protein-coupled receptor signaling pathway; cell surface receptor signaling pathway
Cellular component (GO): membrane
Molecular function (GO): G protein-coupled receptor activity
Source: RefSeq, a predicted model, not a curated record
ACAUCAGCUUCAUCAGUAAAGGAAAGUUUCCUCAGAUUGUGGCUUUUGGAUGAAGAGAAAUACAUCAGACUGUCAGAAUUGUCAAUGGAUUCUUCAUUUCAUAAAGGUUUUAUAAGAGCACUGUCUAUCAUCUCUGUUAUGCUGAAUAUCUUAACACUUAGUUUGGCCUUUACAACUGUCACACCAGAGACGACUACAAAUGAUUCAAACAUUACCAGCACAUUCCUUAUCUACAACAAGGACCACAACAAAUGUGUGUAUGCCGUGAAUGCCACUAAAUUGCAGGCUGAACAAUGCAACGCAUUUUCUGAAGCUCAGCAUUUCCGAUGGAUUUCCUCUUCACAAAUCAUCAGCCUCAAUUUUAGUCUCUGCUUGGGGGCCGAGGAGAUCAAAGACUGGGUCAAAAUUAUCCUUCUGCCCUGCAAUGAAUUUAACCCCAGACAAACCUGGGAAUGUAAAAAUGAGACCUUAUUUGGAUUAAAGGGCCAGUCAUUGCACUUGAAUUAUGGAAAUAAUGGUGAGCCAAAUGUGAUGUUGUAUUCAGGAACAGGUGUUUGGAGUCACUGGCUGAUUUAUGGGACCGACAACAAUUUAUGUUCUCUCCGAUAUCAAGAUUCUCCUGAUGUAUGGAGCCAAACUAAUACUACUAAUUCAGUGACAAAUUCUCCUGAUGUAUGGAGCCAAACGAAUACUACUAAUUCAGUGACAAAUUCUCCUGAUGUAUGGAGCCAAACUAAUACUACUAAUUCAGUGACAAAUUCUCCUGAUGUAUGGAGCCAAACUAAUACUACUAAUUCAGUGACAAGUAUAAAUAUAAUGCUGCAGGAAGGAUGCUUCAGUCAGACUUCUGGAGGAUGUUUUCAAAAUCUUCUUGAUCAGAUCGAGAACAUUACAGCUCAAGUGCUUCCUUUGGAUACUGUGACCAACAUUUUGACUAUGGUCUUCAACACUUCAGAGAAGAUAUUAGAGUCAUCAUCAUCAUCAUCAUCGGGCAACCCAGCUGAAUUAGUCUUUUAUGGAAACCAUGCGUUAAAAACCAGCGAGAAACUCAUCUCUACAUUGGUGAAGGCAACAGACACAAAUGAUAGUGUCAGUUUUACUCUUGCCUCUGUAGAGGUUGAAGUCUUCAUGGUUGGACCAAAUGUCACCUUAGAUAAAAUCCCUCGACUUGACACGACAAAUUCUUCUGUGGACAUUGAUCUCAUUGGGAUUGCCAAGAACAACAAUGAAACAAGAUCAGCUGCUGUGGCUUUCAUGAGCUUCAACACAAUGGAGAAUCUACUGAAGCCCGACUUCUUCAACACAUCAGAUGACACGAUUAAAACCAUGAUGUCCACCGUGAUCUCAGCUACUCUUCCCAAAACCACCAACACUAAACUAACCAAACCAGUCAACUUCACCCUCAUACACAUCAGAGAGUUCGACCCCAGCGGUUCUCUGUCCUGUGUGUACUGGAAUAUCAGCGAGUGGAUUGUAGAUGGUUGUUCUGUUUUAGAGACCAACAGCAGCUACACUGUGUGUUCCUGUGUUCAUCUGUCGACAUUUGCUCUCAUCAUGCAAACCAGCAGACCACCAGAGAGCAACUCACUGCUGGAUGUGUUGAAUUUGGUGUGUGUGAUCGUGGGGCUGGUGUUCUUCAGUUUGGACCUGUUGACCUUUGCCCUUUGUCAGUGGAGUCCUGGAGUGAAUAAUGUGGCUCGAAUCAACAUCUGCAUCAGUCUUCUGCUGGCUCACCUUCUGUUCCUGCUCACACAACAGUUCCUGAGACUCAUACGCCAUCAUCAGGUGUUGUGUGCCGCGAUAUCAGGUGUGCUGCACUUCCUCUUUCUCUCUGGCUUUGUGUGGAUGUUCAUUGAAGCUGUGCUGCUCUUCAUCUGUGUGAAGAACCUAUCACAGAUCAGUUCCAAAAAGAGGGAGGUGCUUAGCAGUCGAUACCUGUGUGUGAUUGGAUAUAUGGUUGCUCUGGUUGUAGUGGGCGUGUCUGUUGGGCUGCUUCCUGAAGGCUACGGCAGCGAACACUGCUGGAUUAAAAUGGAUAAAGGUUUUAUCUGGAGUUUUCUGGGUCCUGUUUGUGUCAUACUAGCAUUGAACAUUAUUCUCUUCAUCAACAUCUUCAUCAAUCUGAACUCAACUCUCAAAAAUCUGAACGCUGAAGUUUCACAGAUGAAACAAACCAAGAUUAUGGUAUUUAAAACACUGGCUCAGUUUGUGGUUCUUGGUUGCUCCUGGAUUCUGGGUUUCUUCACUAAUGGCAGGAAGGAGCUGGAGAUCCUCUUCCUGAUCUUGAACUCCCAGCAGGGAACCUUCAUCUUCCUGGUCUAUUGUGUCCUCAAUAAUGAGAUCAGGCAGCAGUACAAGAAGUUCUUCAGAUGUCUUUGCCCUGGACUCAAACAACACUGAGGACAACAGCAUCAUCUUCAGGAAAUAAAAAGUCCCUAUGUUUAACCAAUGUUUUUGGAUGUUAAAUGUCAUAGUCUCCGCUUCUUUCUGCAAAUGAUAGAAAAAUGUGUUUUGCAAGUUUAUUAAAGGUCCCAUGGCAUGAAAAUUUCACUUUAUGAGGUUUAACAUUAAUAUGAGUUCCCCUAGCCUGCAUAUGGGCCCCCAGUGGCUAGAAAAGGCGAUGGGUGUAAACCGAGCCCUGGGUAAAUUGAGAAAAUGAAAGCUCAGACAUCUGGAAUCUUCCUUAUAUGUCGUCAUAUGGGGAAAGGGUACCUCCUCUUUCUCUGCUUUGCCCGGCCAUGAGAAAAUGAGCUACUAUCGUGAGAUUCGAGCGCAAUAUUUUUUUUUUUCCCCUUGAGACACAUCAUGCCUUGUAAACGAGCGAAGCAUGGCAGUUGCUCAGUGUCUGGAUGAACACCUUAGUAUUUUUUUAGUUCCUUCAUCCGAGCCUAUGAAUAAACAGUGGGUUCAUUUUAUUUUCUCUGGUAAUGCGGCGUUACAACUUUCCAAAGUUUUUUUAUGUCUGUGCCACACAUUUCACCGACAACUGUUUCCUUAACAUGGGCCAAUACAGCCCAGUUACUGUCGCUAAUGUAAAGGUAGACAGCAUCAAGUGUGUGUGUGAAUACACACACUGUAACGCGAAUGUUGAACAUUUCUUUGUUGUUCGGAUAACCGUUCUGCUGUUGGCGCACACAAUAUCCACAUUUCCAGAUUGCAGAGCUUGAUGUAAUUGUAAGAAGAUCGUAAAAACUUUUAAGAUUUAUGAAAUAUAAAAUAUUUAAACAAAUAAAUGAUGUUGGCAUGGUAGCACAUUUUCUACAACGGCACCUAUCCGAAAAGGUAUUUGUAAUAAUGGCAGAGGUCUGACUAAUUUAGUGGCGCUGGUUAGUGUCUAUAGCUGAUUAUAUAUAUAUAUAUACACGAUAGCAAAUCAGAGGCUAGCAUUAGCUACGUGAUAACUGUAACAGCAUACAUAAACCAACUAAAGUACUGUAUCCAGACACAAUGUUUUAAACUAACCAUUCAGAGACAUCCUGCUGUAGCCGCUGAGGUGCAACUUCUUCAUCCGGUGCUUCUCCAUCUGGAUCAAAUUCUGGGUCAAACAAAAACGCUUGAACGACUGCGUGUCUGGUGUCUACGAGCCAUUGCGAUACAUCCACUGUCAACAUUAGCGCAUGCUACAGUGGCCGCAAGCUGGUUAAGGCCACACCCACCCUCCACCUUGCCCCGCCUCUCUCCUCCUCAUUAGCAUUUAAAACUACAGACCCAGAAACGGCACGUCCUGAGGAAAGCUCGUUGUGGGACUGGCUUGUAGUGGCUGAAAUUCUGCACCAAGGCUGAAUUUCGUGAAAAAGACUUACAGUACUAGGGACCGCUUAGGCCUAUAUAAAAGCAUUCAAAAAGUAGUAUGUCAUGGGACCUUUAAUAUUACAGCAGUCAAUCCUAUUGAGGUAAAGCUCAUUAUCUCUAUAUUAUUUAAUCUUUAAUCACUCAAGAUUUUCUUGGUGGAGGGCAAAAAUAUGUCUACAGACUCUUAAAAAAAUCUAACUCUAAUAGUUUUUGUUUACUUAAUAUAAAAGCUGAAUAUGGAAAUGAAAAUGCUUUCAAAUAAUAAUAAUAAAAAAAUGCCUAUGUGGUAAAGUGAAUUAUUAAAUGACUUUACAUUGUAUAGGAUCAUAAGCCGAUUUUCCACCAUCGGGCCAAACUGUACUCAUUGCUUAACCGUUCCAGUCCGUGUCGUUCCAGCCCAGCUGGUAUGGACAUGGUUUUAUUUUCCACUGUGAGACUGAUAACGGAGCUGUUUGAAAUGUAAUAAAAACACAUCAGUUGUUUCCUUCCCAGUUAACACAUGAGAUCAUGCAAUGAUCACAGUGAC